UACCGAUUUGACUCACCUAUUAGUAUCAAAAUGAACGCGAAGACUCUAUCAACCGUGUUAUUCCUUUUAUUCACGAGUCUAUCGUGUCAUGGUAAAAAGAUUGUAAAGGUUCAAACGCCCUUAGGUCGUAUAAGUGGUUAUCGUAUAAUUAAUCUGUAUGGAAAAGAAUACGAUGUAUUUAUGGGUAUUCCCUACGCGCAACCACCCGUCGGAAAGCUACGAUUCGAACCACCUCAACCGAUAGAAAAAUGGGAAUACGAGCUACAAGCGACGAAAGGGGGAUAUUCUUGCGUGCAAUACGAUUCCACGUUGCGUAUACCAGAGAAAGUCUCUGGUUGCGAGGAUUGUUUGUAUUUGAAUGUCUACGUACCAGUUAAGAAUAACAGCAAAACCCAGUUGCCAGUGUUGAUUUGGAUUCAUGGAGGACGUUUUCAAUCGGGUAAAGGAGACCUCGAAGACGUGGAUAGUUUCUUAAAUUUUGACGUAAUAUUGGUAACGUUGAAUUAUCGAUUAGGGCUGUUCGGUUUCCUUAGCACGGGAGACAGCGUUGUACCAGGUAACAUGGGACUGAAAGAUCAAAACAUGGCUAUGCGUUGGGUCUAUAAAAAUAUCAGAAGCUUUGGUGGGAACCCUAAGAACAUAACUCUUAUUGGUUUUAGUUCGGGUGGUAUCAGCAUACAUUAUCAUUAUUUAUCGGCCCUUAGCGCUGGUCUUUUCCAAAGAGGUAUAUCGGCAAGUGGCGUGGUACUCAGCCCUACAUCAUUAACAAAAAAUGCUCCUGCGAAAGCUAAGGAGUUGGGAGCUUCCUUGGGAUGUCCGACAAGCAAUUCAACUCAAAUGAUCAGUUGUCUACGACAAGUAUCAUCGCGAAGAUUAUCCGAAGCUACGGACAACUUUAUGGUGUGGCUAACCGCACCAAUCGUUCCGUUCGGACCCGUCGUCGAGAUACCUGGACCUAACGCGUUUAUAUCUCGUCCUCCGAUCGACAUUAUCAACAGUGGCAAGGCCUACGAUGUUCCUUGGAUGACUAGCGUUGUCAGUGAAGAGGGGUUGUUUGCCGUUUCAAUGUUUUUCAAUGACGACAAACUGCUGGAGCAAUUGGACGAGAAUUGGACAAAUAUUUCCCCAUUCUUGUUAGAUUUUAAUGACACUAUACCGCUUUCUCAACAGCGGUCGGUGGCUCAAAAAAUUCGCAGAUAUUUUUUGGGAUCAAACAAAAUUGAUAACACCGAUUCGAGCUUGAGACCGUUGAUAUCUAUGAUUUCUGACCGAAUUUUUGUUCUGGGUUUUGAAAAAGCUGCUCGACUGCAAGCGAAAAGGAACAAAAGUCCGGUGUGGACUCUGUACUACAAUUACAGGGCCAACCAUAGUAUGAGUGAAUAUUAUAGUGGCGGUUCCACUAGAAAUAUGGGCGUUUGCCACGGUGAUGAUUUUCUCCUUUGGUCUAGCACAGUGAAAUCAGACGAUAAUAAAAUGCGGAAAAUAUUAUAUGAUAUUUAUUUAUCAUUCGCUAUUCAUGGUAAACCACGCAUUACUGGCGUUAAGUGGCAGCCACUUGAUCCCAAUAAAAAGAAAUUUCAAUAUCUCCGUAUAUCUGGCCUGAGAAACAUAAGUAUGGACACUCGUAGCAAUGUUGGACACAAAAACUUUUGGAAAACAAUUAAUUUCGAUGAAAAUAAAAUUUCCCCCACAACUUAAUACUCCGUUACUAAAAUUUUUAUCAUCUCAACAUUUUCAAUUAUAAGAAUGUCUAACAUGUCUGUACAUAUGUUGAAUAAAUAUAAUUUGAUAAGAAAUUAA
This is a messenger RNA of Ceratina calcarata, 1800 nucleotides long. RefSeq names its product venom carboxylesterase-6-like. The coding region runs from base 31 to 1698 and encodes 555 amino acids. The record is from RefSeq and is a predicted model, not a curated record. The transcript has 8 exons. NCBI's taxonomy places the organism in Eukaryota, Metazoa, Arthropoda, Insecta, Hymenoptera, Apidae.